This is a messenger RNA of Brassicogethes aeneus, 2337 nucleotides long. NCBI's taxonomy places the organism in Eukaryota, Metazoa, Arthropoda, Insecta, Coleoptera, Nitidulidae. The record is from the annotation of a GenBank genome assembly.
UGUAUACGUAUACCUCCGUGAUGUAUACCGAUAAAAUGUUCGAAGAGGUUUGGCAACACUCGCAGUCACUUUUGGCGCCAAAUUGGCACGUGGCAUAUGUUUUGUGGUUAGGUUAGUAAUACCACCGGCUUUGUGAAAAUGUGCUUUAAUUUUGUGGAAUUCUGAAGAAAGUUCAAAUGUUGUAUACAAGAUAAUUAAGUGAUGGCAAGCUACAACUCCAUAGCUAAUCGAAUAAUGCAAGCUGCUCAAGCAGCGGCUGCAACCCCAUCAAGGGAAGAAAGGUUUCCCGAGAGGUUUCCAAACAUAGUUCAGGCUACCAGGGAACAAUUUAGGCCGAAUGCAAGUGCAUCCACUUCCACUCCCACCAGGAGGGGUAGAAAGAAGAAGAAUUCUUAUUCAAAGAAAGUUCUUGUAAUACGAUUGAGUAGAGCAGACUUUCUUCCACCCUUAUAUGAGCAAAAGUAUUUAAAAAAGAAGGGUUUAGGCAAUUAUAACUACAAUAAUUACUAAUCUUUAUAGCAAAUUAUCAUACUAAAUAUUUUAUGUUAUAGGCUUACUAAACAAAAUGGUUGUUAUUAAACGGCACUGGGUGAUGGAGCAAAUUAAGGGGGCAAUUUUGAAACUAGUUGAUCCACAUGUGAAGAAUCUGUUACAGAUAUCUGAUUUCAGCAUUGCAACAAGCAACCGUCAAAAACUUUUGAAAAAAGUAGAUGAUAGGUUAGAGCCUCAGGACAUCGAAAAAUCAUUGGGAACUGGAAUGAUUGUUGUCAUACCUAAAAAAGAUCUUCCUUCAGAUUUACCUUUCAUAUGGACAGAUGACCCUGAAUAUAAUGACCAAAAGCAUGAAAUCCCCACUGUUUUCACAGAUUCUGACUUUGAAAAUGACAGUGUCACUAUGGUGUCAGAACCCAUACCUGGACCAAGUCAUCAGCCAACAACAACACAUACAAUUACGAGCCACGAGGCAGAAUUCCAUUUUGACGAUGAUUUUAAUGUGAUGGAUAGCUACGAUGACAAUCCACUGGAAAACAUGGAGGAGCCUCUAACUUCCGAAGAUCCAUUAUUAGUGGUAUUUCCAACCUUGGAUUCUGAAUCAGAUAUGUUUUGUCUCGACAUUUCGAGAGAUGACGUCGUGAUUGAAAUGUUCGCUUUGUACGACAAUGAAGCAGAAGAUAUCACUGGAAAACGUUUAUCAGUAAAAUUUAAGGGUGAAGUGGGAGUUGAUGGCGGUGGCCUGCUUAAUGAAGUCUUCACCAUUUUUUGGAAAAGAAUUUUUGAAAGCAACGAUUUUUUUUUGGGGACUGAUGUUGUAGUUCCUUACAUCAAGCUAUUCAAGUCAAGAGAGUUGAAGCCGAAACUUGUGACCCUAGGAAAAAUUUUAGGACACAUGCUUCUGUUGACUGGAAAAAUUCCACCAUCACUAUGUUUGUACACUUUGACUGCCCUGUCGAAUAAAACGGAUGAUUAUGUACACAACGAAAAUGCACUUCUUAACGAUUUCUUCUUGUUUCUUACUCUGCCAGAAAGAAAUUUGGCAAGAGGGGCAUUAAAAGAUUUUGAAAAAUUAACGACCAAUGAUAAAAAUCGACUGAUGACCUUGUACACGACAUAUGGUCUUCUGAACGUCAGUCCAAAUAAAAAGGACAUCAAAGAACACAUGCUGUUAUUGGCUGAAAAUACAAUUAUUAAAAAUACAUCUGAUCUUUAUAAAAAAAUGAAGGAAGGACUGCCCAAGAGCAUUGAAGAAUAUUUAAGUAACAUUCCUUUUGAAGACACAGUUCUUUAUUGGAAAAGUCUCCAAGCAAACCCUAAAAAGGUUGUUAAUGUCCUGAGUAUGGUACCUGACACUCCCACCAAUGAACAGGAUCAAGUAUUCUAUUUCUUACAGAAUUACCUGCUGGGGUUGAAUAUGAAAGCCCUUCAAAAAUUUUUAUUGUUUGUAACAGGGUCAGUACAGCUGCCUGAUAAAAUUUUAAUUGAUUUUAAUACUCACAUAGGUAUUGAAAGAAGACCCAUUGUCGCCACUUGUGCACAAAUGUUAACAUUGAGUUCUUUAUAUGAGACACAAUAUGAUUUUAAUCAAGAACUUGAUGCGUACCUGUUAUCAGAGGACUGCUUUACCUAUGAUACGUACUAAUUGAAAAAAAAAGGAUGUACCCUUAGUAGGGGUAAUAUUUGAAAAUUUAAAAAAAUUAAAGUAAUGCCUCUCCUGAUUUUUGAAGAGGAUUAAUUUAAUACAUGCUAAAUUUAUUAAUCUUUACUCUCAAGGUCGCUAUUAAAUUCCAAAAAACAGACAGAUUUUGGUCUCACUCUUUUAGGAUUUAUUUUUCAUUUUAG